Molecule: messenger RNA, 1263 nt
Organism: Sipha flava (yellow sugarcane aphid)
Lineage: Eukaryota; Metazoa; Arthropoda; Insecta; Hemiptera; Aphididae
Product: elongation of very long chain fatty acids protein 4-like
Exons: 9
Coding region: 168-1037 (289 amino acids)
Biological process (GO): very long-chain fatty acid biosynthetic process; fatty acid elongation, polyunsaturated fatty acid; fatty acid elongation, monounsaturated fatty acid
Cellular component (GO): endoplasmic reticulum membrane
Molecular function (GO): fatty acid elongase activity
Source: RefSeq, a predicted model, not a curated record
ACAAAAUAUUUGAUCGGACGCACAACGCAAGGACGUUAUUGAUCAUUUAAUUUUACAGCCAUUCGGGAGUUUACAUCCGAAUAAUUCACUAUAAAAAUAAUUUGUCGCCGCGCCUACUAAAAAGCGAUAAUUCAAGUUUAAUUUUGAAAAUAGUAACUCGUGGCGUCAUGAAUGGUAUGAAUGAGGUGUUUCAGUUGAUCCACAAAGAGUUCAAGUCUGACAACAUGAUCGAUUCGUGGCUAUUCAUUAGCUCGCCAUGGCCAAUAUGCAUCAUACUAACAGUCUACUUGACUUUUGUACUCAAGCUUGGUCCAACAUUUAUGAAAACUCGUGAACCAAUCAACAUUAAGUACAUAAUGUUAUUCUACAAUUUAAUGCAAGUUGUGUUUAACAGCUAUAUUUUAGUUUAUCAAUUCAUCACACCUGAAUUACCAAGUUAUUUGUGGAACUAUUCAUGCUAUCCAGAUAGUACGGGUACCAAAAAUUAUAUCACACAAGAGAAUUUGAAGAAAAGGUCUUUAAAACUUCAAAUCAAUACUAUCGAAAAAACGAUUCUGAAUGAAAGAGAUCAGCUGCACAAAGCUUCAUGGUAUUUUUCUGUAUCAAAGAUUAUGGAUUUAUUUGACACAGUAUUUUUUAUUCUGAGAAAAAAGGAUUCACAUGUAUCGUUCUUACAUGUUUACCAUCAUAUUAACAUGGUAGUUACUUGUUUUUUCCAUUUGAGAUUUAUAAAAAGCGAAAACGCUGCAUUAGGGACCAUUGUCAAUUCGUUCGUUCACAUAGUAAUGUACAGUUACUAUUUCCUUACGGCACUAGGACCAAACGUCCGAAAACAUUUAUGGUGGAAGAAAUAUCUGACGUGUAUACAAAUUAUACAAUUCAUUAUCGCCAUAACGUACUGCAUAAGCCUGUACGCGUUUGACUGCACCUAUCCCAGAUUAUUUAUUGUUUACGUAUUUGCAGAUAUCGUUUUAUUUCUCUACAUGUUUUUAAAGUUCUACAAAAAAACGUAUAAACCAAUCGAUAAAACCCAAUGAACACCGAAACUAACUCUAUGUAGACGUGUUUAUACAUCGUUCACAUACCACAAAUUAAUUAAUAAAUAAAUACAUUUAUAAUUAAUUUAUUAUUAAAUUAAUACGAUAAUAUUAAUUGUAUGUCCUUCAAUUCGAUAUAUUGAUGUGUUUUAAUAACCUAUCCUUUUUAUUUUCGUAUUAAAGUGAACAGUAAUGUAUGAUCUUCUUGAACAAUAAUUUAUAAUUA